Pestalotiopsis fici W106-1 is the source of this 1365-nucleotide messenger RNA. RefSeq lists its product as uncharacterized. Bases 1 to 1365 code for a protein of 454 amino acids. The transcript has a single exon. The record is from RefSeq and is a predicted model, not a curated record. NCBI's taxonomy places the organism in Eukaryota, Fungi, Ascomycota, Sordariomycetes, Amphisphaeriales, Sporocadaceae.
AUGGGAAUCAACCUCCGUGAAUACGCGAAGUUCGUCCGCCGAGUCCUGGUAAUCCGACAUUGGCUUUGGCGCUUGGUCCUCCUCUUGCCUUCCGUAGUCGGAAUAGUCCUUACUGUAAUUGGAUUUUCCCCUCCAGAACGCAUUGAUGAAGGUAAUUCCCGUCUAUACGUGGCGGGACCAGGCCUUAUUCUUGCAGGCCUUGUAUUUGGAGGUGCCGGAAUUAGGCUCAUCAUACCUUACCCUGGGCGUCCUUUCCCCGUUGCGUAUGACGAUUUUCGACCACAUAAUACAGAAGCUUCUCAAGUCGAUGACCUGAUGGGCGGUGUCAUUCACCGUGAAGCUACAGAUCCAAUUGACAUGGCGUACGGUCUAUGGUCAGUUCUUCAAAAGAGAGGAGCACACAAUCCCCCCCUCGCGACAAGGACAACUCCAAUAGGUGAAUUAUAUUGGAUUCUUGCUCAGGAGCUCAUCCAGAUUACUGCGUCUCUCGACUUCCUUUGGAUUGCCGCGCGAUAUGGUCAAGCAGAGCCCGGGUAUCCGUCGUGGGUGCCUGACUGGUCUGCAGGCAAAGACGAUAAGAAGAGAUACUAUGGGAUCGGUCCUGUUGGCUGGAGGCUUCUUAGUCAAGAGGCCAAAAGACGACAAAAACAGCGUGAAAGAGGCAAUCAAGUGUUAUCACUCGACCCGACAGGACGCGUUCUGACGGUGCGAGCGCUUGAUUUCGGCAGCGUCUACGACUGUUUCUCUUUCCACAAAACUAGCGCAACAAACGAUGAUAACAACAAGAUCCUGAAUUUUGAAAACCUGAUUACCGACAAGCUACUGCAUAUGGAGAACCUGCGAACGAUGGUCUCGUAUUGGCGAUGGUGUGUUGAUCACUGGCAGCAUCCAUCAUUUAUAUUCGAUGGCGCGGAGCUACUCGAGUCUAUCAAUCGCGAAGUCACGCUUUCCCCAUGGGUCAAAACGUUACGUUCGAGAUGGCGAAGAGAGAGUCUCGAGAAACUCUUCCGGUCAUGGUUAACAGGCCGCGUCGAUUCACCUACAUGGUUUCUACGGUUCUUGUCCAUUCAUUUGAAAAUUUGCGAGCUUGUUUCCCAUCGAGACGUCAGGAUAAUCACGCUUAAGAUAUGGUCGAGCAAAAGCUACAUGUUCAACGUUCCCAAAGCACAAAUUGGUGAUCGAGUCAUCCGGGUAUGGGGGCUCCCACACUUUCUUUUGGUGCGUAAGCUUGCUGCAUCUAGCAAUUCGGCUACACUGGUGGGUACCAUUGAAACCUCUAGUACUCGUCAGGUCUUGAAACAAGGAUUGAACGAGCUUUGGGGCACCUACACCGUCUCUGAGUAUUCCGAAUACCAGAUAUUGUAA